ACCUCUUUUCCCCGAUCUCUCUCUCUUUCGCUCCCUUUCCUCUCGCGCUGCUGGUUGCCGACUGUCCAGCAGUGCCGUCCGCCGUCUGAGAAAAUCCUACUGCACCGCUACUCCACUCAUAAACCCUAGUUCUCCGCUAAAAUGAACUGCUCUAUCUCCGGCGAGAUUCCGGAAGAGCCAGUUGUCUCUAAGAAUUCUGGAUUACUCUUCGAGAAGCGGUUAAUCGAGAGGCACAUUUUAGACUAUGGGAAAUGCCCUGUUACAGGCGAACCUCUUUCCAUUGAUGACAUCGUUCCAAUUAAAACUGGAAAGAUAGUCAAGCCCAGGCAAGCUGCUAGCAUCCCUGGAAUGCUUGGAAUGUUCCAGAAUGAAUGGGAUGUUUUGGUGCUGUCCAAUUUUGCACUGGAGCAACAGUUGCAUACAGCCAGACAGGAACUUAGUCAUGCCUUAUAUCAGCAUGAUGCAGCCUGUCGUGUAAUUGCAAGACUUAAGAGAACAUCCAAUGCUGCUGUCAAUGUUAAUGGCAAAAGAGUUAAUGAGGAUGAGGAAUUGGGUCCUGAUGGGAAGAAACUACGUCCAGGAAUAUCAGCCACUGUUAUCUCUGAGCUCACAGAUUGUAAUGCUUCCCUUUCACAACAAAGGAAGAAGCGGCAGAUACCUCCUACGUUGGUUCCUGUUGAGGCUUUAGAAAGUUACACCCAGAUUUCUAGUCAUCCACUUCAUAAAACAAACAAACCAGGGAUUAUAUCUCUUGACAUCAAUCAUGAGAAGGAUGUCAUUGCGACUGGAGGGCUGGACACAAAUGCUGUUCUUUUUGACACAAAUGCUGUUCUUUUUGGUCGAUCAUCUGGGGAGAUUUUAUCUACACUGAGUGGUCAUUCAAAGAAGGUAACAAGUGUCAAAUUUGUCACCCGAGAUGAUUUUAUCUUGACUGGUUCAGCUGACAAGACUGUCCGUGUGUGGCAACCAUCUGAUGGCGGGAACUAUAAUUGUAGACACAUUUUAAAGGAUCACACAGCUGAGGUCCAAGCUGUUACCGUCCAUGCUACCAACAACUUCUUUGUUACUGCCUCCCUUGAUAACACAUGGUGUUUUUAUGACCUUGCUUCAGGAUUAUGCCUAACCCAGGUUGCAGAGGCUUCAGGAACGGAGGGCUACACAUCUGCUGCCUUUCAUCCUGAUGGACUCAUCCUUGGAACCGGCACGUCAGAGGCCCUUGUUAAAAUUUGGGAUGUAAAAAGUCAGAAAAAUGUUGCUAGAUUUGAUGGACACGUUGGGGCAGUGACAGCUAUAUCAUUUUCUGAAAAUGGUUACUUCCUUGCGACUGCAGCUCAUGAUGGAGUAAAGCUGUGGGACCUUCGAAAAUUGAAGAACUUCCGUACAUUUGCACCUUAUGAUUCAGAAACUCCAACAAACUCCGUGGAAUUUGACCAUAGUGGAUCUUACCUUGCAAUUGCUGGCUCAGAUAUAAGAGUUUACCAAGUUGCUAGUGUGAAAUCUGAAUGGAAUUGCAUCAAAACUAUUCCAGAUUUAUCUGGCACAGGUAAAGCAACCUGCCUAAAAUUCGGAACGGAUGCAAAAUACUUGGCAGUCGGAUCCAUGGAUCGAAAUCUUCGGAUUUUUGGUGUGCCUGGGGAAGACGGGCCGAUGGAGACAUAAGUUGAAAUUCUGGAAAAGAUGAACGCUAGCUUCCCGUUAUAUUUGACCAAUUACAGGUUUGAAUUAUGAAAUUUUAAAACCAGAUUAUGAAGCAGAGGCAUCUUUUAAAGAUUCUCCAGCAAAAUUGAGGGUUACAACACCCAGAUCAAAAAUUUCACCAAUUUGUUUUCUUGUAGUAAGUUUGAACUAAUCUCGUUUCUAUGAAUGUAUGAUUUUGUUGAGUAAAAAGAUUAUGUAGCUGUGUCACCUUCAGGUAGUCAUAGAACUGUUAAUAUACGCUGACAUUUUUUAUUGGCCGUUCUUUUGCAUUUUGGCAGUGAAAAAACUUUAAUAGAAUUAUCCUUAUUACUGUUCGACAUU
Molecule: messenger RNA, 2019 nt
Organism: Cucurbita maxima (winter squash)
Lineage: Eukaryota; Viridiplantae; Streptophyta; Magnoliopsida; Cucurbitales; Cucurbitaceae
Product: pre-mRNA-processing factor 19-like
Biological process (GO): protein ubiquitination; mRNA splicing, via spliceosome; DNA repair
Cellular component (GO): U2-type catalytic step 1 spliceosome; Prp19 complex; cytoplasm
Molecular function (GO): ubiquitin protein ligase activity; protein binding
Source: RefSeq, a predicted model, not a curated record